AUGCGCGGUGCGCAAAGAAAGCACCUUGCGCGGGCCACACUGCGCACUCCGCGUGUACACUCCGCCGUGCGCGUGUUGACCCUGGCGGUGCUCGGUGCUACUUGGAGCUUUGUGCCGACGGAGCUCGGUGCAACUCGCCGACGAGACCUCCUGCAGUCGCUGACCUCGGCGCUACUUCUGCCUGCUUUCAGUGCGGCAGGGGUGAAAGAAGAUUAUACGGAGACAGACAAGCUUGGGGAGGUUUGGACCACAGCCAGUGUUCUGAAGCGACGAGCCAAAGAAUUGGAGCAGUUGAGUCAGAAGAAACCCCAACGAUCUGCACCGCUGCCGAGGGCCUUCGUCACGUAUUUGACGCGCGUCCUCAUCAAUUACGACGCGAAGUCGGCCCAGGUCUGGGAGAGCUCGGCCCCCCGUCGGACCGGCGCCGAAGCGCGGCGGGCGCAGUUUGCCGCCUUGGCCGCGGCGGUGGAUUUGGGCAUUCUGGGCGCGUAUGGCAAUGAUGCAGCCGGUUUGUUGAGCCUUGCCAAGGCGUUGAGAGGCCUUUGUCGUGAUAAUGUGGCGGCCAAGAGACAGUUGGCAUUUGCUUUGUCCUUAUUGCCACCUGAGUUGCAGCCUGCAGACAUGAUUGAGAGAUUGAUUGAGGAUUUUACUGCUGCUGUAGAUUUCGUGGACAUUGUCGAUCUCACCGAAGCAGCGGCCGCCACGGAUGCAGAGCUGCAGCGUCUCCGCAACAAGCCUUUGGCAGAUCGCCUGGCUCAACUGAUCCCUGAUGGACUUUGCAUGCCAGAAGCAAGGCUGAUCAAGUACUGGCAGAUUGAACUGGUUCAAAACGAGACCAACUUUUACUACCGGCCGAGCCAAGCUGCACUCUUGGCGGCCGCCGCGCUGAGUUCAUUGGAAGUGAACUUGGAUGGCGGCGAAGGGUUUGGAGUUGGAAGCUUCGCAGCGUCGGAACUUCCAGAGUUUGAUCGUCCAGCGAGUUUAGAUCCUCUCUUUGGAUCCUUAGGCCGCUCUCCAGUGGCUCGCGCCCGUGCGCUGGACCUCUCGCAAUAUGCACGCCUCGCAUUUUCCGGCGCCGUGUGCAGUGCCGUUGUCCGGGCAGUUCUGCAACCCUUGGAUGUGGUGAAGAUCACCCAGCAGCUCAGUACGGAAACGCGCGAAGAAGAACAGGGAGGUGUUUUCGACAGCUUCUUAUCUACAGCAUCACUCUUGAGCAGAGAUGGUGGUCUUGGGGCCCUGUACAAAGGAACAGGGGCCACGAUCUUGGCCACCAGCGUCACGGGCUUUACCAGCUUUGGUCUCAAUGAGUUCUUCCGCCGGAGCUUGGAGAAAUGGAGAGAUCCAUAUGCCGAAGCCACUGCACCCAUUGUCCUGGCUGCAUCCAUUGGCUCGAUCUUUGUGGCUUCCAUCCUCGCGUGUCCUUUCGAAACGCUGCGCGUCCGGGUCAUGGCCCCCUCUGAGCGCCGCUCCUUUGGAGAGAUCACCAAGGAAGCAAUUGAGGGAAGGGACGGACGAGGACUUCCAAGCCUUUGGGCAGGUCUCGUUCCGUUCUGGGCACGAGAAAUUCCCUUUUCGGCCUGUAAAUUCCUGGUCUUCGAUUUGGCUUCCCGUGCGCUCUUCGCGGUCUUUGCUCCACAAGCAGAGACAUCGUUGGGUAUCUCGGCCUUGGCCGGUGCUCUGGCCGGCUUGAUGUCGGCGAUUGUAUCCAAUCCUGCAGAUGUUGUAAUCACUCAGAUCUCUUCCAGUGGAAACAUCAAAGAUGCAGGUCGUGCAUCUCUGGGCAGUCUGGAUCUCUGGAAAGGACUUGGAGCUCGCUGUGUCUAUUUUGCAGCUGCCAUUUGUGCUCAGUUCUUGAUAUAUGACACUGUGAAGGAGUUUCUAGGCGUGAGCAGCGGAGACCUUCGACUAGUUUUGGAUGUAUUUGGUAUCUCCGCAAAAGCUGAGAGUUUGCUAGGAUAA
Molecule: messenger RNA, 1959 nt
Organism: Durusdinium trenchii
Lineage: Eukaryota; Dinophyceae; Suessiales; Symbiodiniaceae
Source: the annotation of a GenBank genome assembly